AUGGAUUGGGUGCAUUGUAACAAUUGUUACGUUCAGCCAGGUGAAUUAGAAGUAAAAUUUUUUAUAACGAACUGCGGUCACAUCUAUUGUGACAAUUGUCUGAAACUUAAUACUUCGGAAAAAUGUAUCGUUUGCCAAGUAAAAUACGCCUCGUUACCGCUCUCCUCGAAUAUGAAUUCAGAAAUAGAAAUAUAUUUUCACGAUCCCGUCAUAAGUUUAAAAAAACAGAUAAAAAUUUUGGAAUUUCAACAGAAUCACAGAAUUAGACUCCUUUCUUACAAUAAAGAAAAAUUGAAAAAUUUUAACCAGUUAGAAAAAGAAAACUGGGCUCUGAAAGAAAAAUUAAGUUUAUUGAAACAAGAGAAUUCUUAUUUAAAAAAUGAAGUUAAAAGACUGUUUGAAUUAUUAAAUCGAAGGAAUGACGGUUUUGAAGAUGAAAAAAAUCAUUUAAACUAUUCAAAAUCAACUCCUAAAAUUUAUCCCUUAAAUCAGUUACAAUCAAAACGAGUUGAAGAAACAAUUUUCACAAAUUUAAAUUUAUAUAAGUUUAAUAAUAAAUUCAGGGAAGACAACUCAAAAAAAAAUUCAUCAACAGAUUCUAAUUAUUUUAUUCUCUCUGAUUCUAACAAGUGUGCUAAAAAAAAAGGAAAUUCUAAAACCUAUACCUUUCCAGAAUUUUCAGGGUCAAGCAGUAAUAGAUACACUAAAAUAUUGACAUCAAACAUAAAUGUUAGCCCCAGAAUAAAAUUAUCACAACAAAACAAGCUUUUAGGAGAAAAAAUGAAACAUUUUGACGAAGAAGGCGGAUAUAAUUUGCCUAAUGUGAAGCAAUUAACCUUCUUAAGAGUUUCCGAACUAAUGGGUGUUAUAACAUAA
Messenger RNA from Pediculus humanus corporis (human body louse), 876 nucleotides. RefSeq lists its product as uncharacterized. Gene Ontology annotation, cellular component: synaptonemal complex. Lineage: Eukaryota; Metazoa; Arthropoda; Insecta; Psocodea; Pediculidae. Gene Ontology annotation, molecular function: SUMO transferase activity. Gene Ontology annotation, biological process: protein sumoylation; reciprocal meiotic recombination; homologous chromosome pairing at meiosis. The record is from RefSeq and is a predicted model, not a curated record. The transcript has 3 exons. The coding region runs from base 1 to 876 and encodes 291 amino acids.